Molecule: messenger RNA, 5509 nt
Organism: Hypoxylon trugodes
Lineage: Eukaryota; Fungi; Ascomycota; Sordariomycetes; Xylariales; Hypoxylaceae
Product: serine/threonine-protein kinase gcn2
Exons: 5
Coding region: 1-4812 (1603 amino acids)
Biological process (GO): regulation of translational initiation by eIF2 alpha phosphorylation; DNA damage checkpoint signaling
Molecular function (GO): eukaryotic translation initiation factor 2alpha kinase activity; protein binding; ATP binding
Source: RefSeq, a predicted model, not a curated record
AUGGCUUGGAAGCCACCUCGACAAUUGAAAGGGCCUCAGCAGCUCACCACCAAAAACAAUGACUCAAGCUAUCCCGGGUUGAACCCUAUCAGCCCGGAAACUGGCCCCAAAACACAAUAUAUCGACGCCCAAAAUGAAGAACUUAUGGUCCUACAAGCUAUCUAUGGUGACGAUUACAUCGAACAUAAAGCUGCCAAUAGUGCAUGGCAAAAGUCCGAACCCUCUUUCGAUAUCCGUGUGAAGGCGUUAUCAGAUGAAGAGGUGGCUGUUACCCUAAGUGUCGUACUCACGGCAACUUAUCCGAAGUCGGCACCCCUACUCAGUCUCAAGGAUGAAGGACACCUGAAGGAAUCUACCGUUUUCAAACUACAGAAGUUCAUUGAGACAAAGCCCAAAGCUUUAGUCGCACUAGAACAAUCCGAACCUAUGAUCCAUGAACUAGCUCAAGGUCUUCAAGAUAUUCUCGAAGACGCUGCCCAAGCUAAGGCUCAGGGGUUAGAAUUGCCUUCUCUAGAAGAGGAGAGAGCAGCGCACGAAGCUGAAUUAGCUAGGCAAGCUCGAGAGCAACAGGAGGAAGAUGAGCGUAAGAGACAGGAUGCAAUAAAGGAAGAGGAGAGAGUAAUGCAAGACAUGAUCCAGCAAGAAGUCGAUCGGCAACGAACAAGAGUCAAAGAGUCUAAAAAGAGGAACAAAACUCUAACAACUCCAAAUAAUCAAUUCCAGGACUCUCAUAUCUUAGAAGCAGGGAAGGUCGAGUUCGAUCAAGAAUGCGAAGUAACCGAUACGGCUGGUAACAUCUUUGUGUUUAAUGUUGUUACUGGAAGAACCGAGUUUCGUAAGGGACAAGUUGCAACCACAUAUUCCGUUUGGCCGGAAAGCUCCGGCGGACGAAAUGGCCCGACCCUUGCUCUUAAAGAAUUUGGACUGCGAUCAACUGCUAAGGAAUCCGCACAAUUCAAAAAGCAAUUACAAGUGCUAGAGGGAGAGCUAGAAUCCGUCAAGAAAUUAUCGCAUCGCAACGUGCUUGAACUCUUGAAUUAUCGCAUUGAUCGAGAUCAUGGAGAAACUGAUCCUGCCUCAAUGGUAUGGACCGCGCGAAUCUUGACCCCACUGGCAGAUAAAGGUCCGCUUGAAGAACUUCUAGAUCUUGCCGGGCGACUCGACGUUGGAAAGGUUCGUUCAUGGACAGCAGACCUUCUCAAUGCUUUAGGUCACCUGCAUAGCUAUGGCAUCGUUCACCAAGAUAUCCACCCUGGCAAUGUGCUACUUUUCAGGGAAUCAACUGGCGAUGUUAUUCCGAAGCUCUCGGAUGUGGCAUUUGAGAGAGAAAUGCAUAAUCUCUGCCGUCGAUCUCAGAAAAGUUCUUCGGCCAAUUCUGCGAGAUCUGCUUACUGGGUACCUCCAGAAAUUGCUGGGAGCUCACGACCUCAAUUCACCCAAAAGACGGACAUUUGGGAUCUAGGAGUUGUUUUCUUACAGAUGAUAUUUGGUCUAGACGUAUUUCAGAGGUACCAAUCUCCGGCCGCUCUAAUGGAGUCCCUCUCGUUGUCUAGGCCAUUGCAUGAAUUGGUGGCAAGGUUUUUCAAACUUGACCCUAAGAAACGCCCCCGGGCAUUUGAAUUGAGCUCCAGUGAGUUUCUAGCUACUGAUGCACCUGUCAUCAUCGAUGAUUCGUCCGUCGUCUUCUCUCCUUCCCAAUCUCUCACUUCUUUGACGCAAGCGAUCCCCAUGCGACCAAGACAUGAUUCUUCUGUAAGGGGACCCACUUCGUCCCGAUACAGGGAAGAUUUCGUUGAAGAGGCUCGUCUAGGUAAGGGCGGUUUCGGUGAAGUUGUUAAGGCGCGAAAGAAGCUUGAUGGCCAGAUCUAUGCAAUCAAGAAAAUCACACAGCGCUCCCAAGCAAGUCUUACUGAAAUAUUGAAAGAAGUAAGACUUCUUUCUCAGCUAAGCCACCCUGCAGUUGUCAGGUAUUAUAACACUUGGUUGGAAGAAAUACCCGAUAUAGCGGAUUCAGAAGAGGAUGCAUCAACCGAAGAUUUUGACUCUCGAUCCAAAGGCACUGCUUCUCGAGGAAUUGAUGUCCAAUUCGCCACUAGUACUGGAGGCUUGGAUUUCAUUUCUUCAAGCCAUCCUAACAUAGAAUUUGGUUAUGACGAAUCAGAUAUUGAAGAGGAAGAACAAUUAGAAGAUGAUGAAGAAGAUGAUGACAACGACGAUGACGACGAGUCGGAUGUCGAUUCUGUCGUCCACAAUGCUGUGCCAUCACCUACAAAGGUUAGGAGUAAUCAAAGACAUUUCAAAACCGUUAUGUAUAUUUCCAUGGAAUAUUGCGAAAAGAGGACAUUACGAGACCUUAUUCAAAGGAGUCUCUGGAAAGAAAGCGAGGAAAUCUGGCGCUUAUUCCGACAAAUCUUGGAAGGUUUAGUUCACAUCCACGGAUUGAAUAUAGUCCAUCGCGAUCUCAAGCCGGAAAAUGUUUUCAUCGGACUCGGCCCCGACGGAGUCAACAACGUAAAAAUCGGCGACUUUGGACUAGCUACUGCUGGCCACUUCGCCGUUGACAAAUCCGUCACUGCCAACUUAGAUACGAGCGACCUGACAAGAAGCAUUGGAACUUCUUAUUAUGUUGCCCCUGAAGUCCGAAGGACCGGUGGGGGAUCAUACACCUCUAAAGUCGAUAUGUAUUCCCUUGGGAUCAUAUUCUUCGAGAUGUGUUACUAUCCCAUAAUAGGUAUGGAAAGGGCAGAUAAACUAGGAAAACUAGGCAAUUCAUCUCUUCUUCCCGAUGACUUUCAACCCGGUGAUAAGGUCAAAUCCGACAUCGUUCUAUCUUUGGUCACACACGAUGUGAAAGAACGUCCAAGCAGUAUUGAACUAUUACGAAGUGGGAAGCUACCCAUCCAGAUGGAAAAUGAGACGACACGUAGAGCACUCGCGAGUCUCACGAGUUCCGCGUCGCCGUAUUACCCAAAAGUCGUUUCGGCAUUAUUCUCAGCUCCUUUAGAGCCAACGAAGGAUUACGCUUGGGACAUGUCAACACCCAAUCCUACUGCGACAGAAUUAAUGUUCCAGAGCGCAGUCAAAGAAGAAUUGAUAUCGGUUUUCCGCCGACAUGGAGCAGUGGAAUCGCCUCGCAGUUCACUCUAUCCUCGCUCGCCUCAUUACUCUCCGAAUCAGGAUAUCGUCCAGUUAUUGGACCAGAAUGGGACAGUGGUUCAGUUGCCUUUUGACCUAAUGCUAGGUAAUGCCAGAGCACUAGCAAAACACACUAACUGUUCAAUGGUUCGAAAGUCUUUCACUUUCGGUAACGUUUACCGCGACAGGCGAAAUGGCGGCCAACCCCUAAUGAUUGGUGAGGUCGAUUUUGACAUUGUCUCUACGGAUACCUUGGAUCUAGCCUUGAAAGAAGCAGAAGUCAUCAAAGUGCUAGAUGAAAUCAUCAACACUUUCCCUUCAACAUCGCCUAUGUGUUUCCAUUUAGGUCAUUCGGAUCUUUUACAGCUUAUUUUCGAGUUUUGCAAUGUGGAUUUGAGUGCGCGACAGCUAACUGCUGAAUCUCUCAGCAAGUUAAAUAUUCACUCCAAUACUUUCCAGAAAAUACGAGCCGAACUCCGAUCGCCCUUGAUCGGAAUAUCCGCUACGAGUAUUGAAGAUCUCAAACGAUUUGAUUUCCGAGAUACCCCUGCCAAAGCGUUCGCGAAAUUGAAAGGCAUCUUUGAGGGAAGCCGGAUGUAUGAGAAGUUACAGCCAACUCUAGCUCAUCUAAAAGAUGUAGUCGAGUAUACGAAACGCCUCGGUGUUCACGCAAAGAUUUACAUCAAUCCUCUCAGUAGUAUCAAAGAGAACUUUUUCUCGGGCGGAAUGCUAUUCCAAUGCCUCUAUGACAAGAAAUUCAAAGAUGUCUUUGCAGCAGGAGGUCGUUAUGACAGCCUUAUUAAAGCGCAUCGCCCGAGGGUAGCCGAAGGCCCCCACGCAGUCGGUUUCAGUCUAGCAUGGGAGAAACUUGCACGACUACCCAAGUCUGGAGGAAAAGCUUUCUUAAAGAAACCCGAGGAUGAAAUGCCUGGGAUAUUUAAUACCAAACGAUGCGAUGUGCUCGUGGCGAGCUUCGAUGCGCACACUCUUCGCACGGCCGGUAUUGAAAUCCUUUCGAUGUUAUGGUCUCACGACAUUAGUGCCGAGUUAGCACGAGAUUCUCGAUCUCCAGAAGAACUUACAUCCCGAAAUCGUGACGAAACCUAUUCAUGGAUCGUCAUUAUCAAACAGGAUAAUGUGUUGAAAAUCAGGACAAUGGAUCGCAAAGACAUACCCGACGCAGAAAUAUCAACCUCUCAGCUCCUUCCCUGGCUGCGCGCCGCAUUACGUGAACGUGGAACAGCGAGACAAUCUGAGGCGAUCAGCAAUGCGACGCCACUCGCUCAGAACGGAGUUAUAUCUCCGAACCCCGACCAAGAAGUCCGCGUCCUAGUCGCAGGUACAAGGUCCAAGAAAUUCAACCGCCUCGUCGUCAUAGAACAAGCCCAAGCCAAUGCCGCGGGGCUUCUGCAGACUUUCCUCGACGGACCAAUCGCCGCCGUCGAGACAUCGGAUGUUGUUCUUGAACUCAUACAAGACACCACAGCACUCUCGGAACCGGAUAGUUGGCGUAAAGCCGAGCAAUCAGUAGAAAAGAACGAAAGACGAUAUGUUCGCGAAAUCCACGAUAUGCUACUUGCAUGGCGAACAGCAUGGGAGAAUAAGGACGGUGGUCGUAACGCUUUCGUCUACAAUUUCAGAACGACGAAGUGCAUAUACUAUGACCUUGGCGCCUAAGUUACUUGAUAGUCCAUAUUUGAGUAAGUUGGGCGAAGUCAUGCUCGAGUCAAGUUCAUGGAGGAUAUAUAGAUGGAUGUUUAGCCGUACUUAGGUAGAUACCCUGAAUGGUCAUUUCCACUCUUCGUGAUUUUCUGAGGUUUUUAGUCUUGAUUCGCAGUCGUCUUUUCGCCCGAAUUCCACUUGGUGGGGGUACCUUUUCUUUUUCCGUUUCCUCUCUUCCAACCAUGUGUGCCGCCAAUACGCCCGUGGACGCCACCAUAUUUAAGUUGAACCGACGGAGUUUCCUUUUGCUAUGGCUCCCCGAAAACCAAUCGGCAUCUUACAUCACCACCAACACAUUGCUUUCAAUAUCUACAUUAGUUAUCACAAGAAUUUCUUUUUUUAAUUAAUUCAGUGUUAAAUGGUACAGAGUCGAGAUAUCCAGCGCAAAUUUUAUGUAAUACCACAUGCGUCACGCCAUCGCCACGGCGAUGAAAUCCGUACGCUCUAAUAUGUAAACCCUAGGUUUUUGGGAUUUUCCGUCAUCACCACCCAAAUCCGGACCACCAACCAAUAACCACCGAUCACCCUCCAAACAAUCCAGCAUUAUAGGUGGAUUAUAAUGUACAUAACGUUCGUUGACGACAUGAUUAAACUUCCCAAAAGAUGAGAAAGUUCUGAAUAUAUCGUUCAAGCUCGGACUCGAACGGGCUGA